Molecule: messenger RNA, 10894 nt
Organism: Falco peregrinus (peregrine falcon)
Lineage: Eukaryota; Metazoa; Chordata; Aves; Falconiformes; Falconidae
Gene: NR5A2
Product: nuclear receptor subfamily 5 group A member 2
Exons: 7
Coding region: 257-1564 (435 amino acids)
Biological process (GO): tissue development; hormone-mediated signaling pathway; regulation of transcription by RNA polymerase II
Cellular component (GO): RNA polymerase II transcription regulator complex
Molecular function (GO): zinc ion binding; nuclear receptor activity; RNA polymerase II cis-regulatory region sequence-specific DNA binding
Source: RefSeq, a predicted model, not a curated record
AUUAGAGACUAUCAUGAAAUGGGAUACAUGGUUUACAGCAGGUCACUAAUGCUGGAAAAAGUACAGAGUCCACUCAAAGACAUGCUUGUUACUUUCUGAAUUCUUGGAUAUUUUUUUUUGUUGUUCAUCACGCCGACUUUCACUAAAGGUUAUUAUAGCCUGGGUCUCAAGGACAGAAAAGUUUACAGGCUACACCUCUUCUGUACUCAAUGCGGUAUACCUUGCACCCAAGGGUACUAUAUAUUUAUACCUAAUAAUGUCUUCUGGUUCCCACACAGUCAUCAUACAGGAAUCUAUAAAACAUGGACUUACAUCAGUUGGUGCUGGUGUCGCGGACGGACACGGAGUCCCCAGCCCGGCCCGCAGCCGCCUUGUCAUGCUGCCCAAAGUGGAGACCGAGACCCUGGGACUCGCCCGGUCGAAUGGGGAACAGGGGCAGAUGCCGGAAAACAUGCAAGUGUCUCAGUUUAAAAUGGUGAAUUAUUCUUAUGAUGAAGACCUUGAGGAGCUGUGUCCAGUCUGUGGAGAUAAAGUGUCUGGGUACCAUUAUGGACUUCUCACCUGUGAAAGCUGCAAGGGAUUCUUUAAGCGAACAGUCCAGAAUAACAAAAGGUACACAUGUAUAGAAAAUCAGAAUUGCCAGAUUGACAAAACACAGAGAAAACGAUGCCCUUACUGUCGAUUUCAAAAAUGUCUAAGUGUUGGAAUGAAAUUGGAAGCUGUGCGAGCUGACCGAAUGCGUGGUGGUCGAAACAAGUUUGGACCAAUGUACAAGAGAGACAGGGCACUGAAGCAGCAGAAGAAAGCUCUUAUCCGAGCAAAUGGACUUAAACUGGAAGCCAUGACUCAGGUGAUCCAAGCAAUGCCGACUGACCUGACAAUAUCCUCUGCGAUCCAGAACAUCCAUUCUGCCUCCAAAGGCCUACCUCUGAACCAUACUGCCUUGCCUCCUACAGACUAUGACAGAAGUCCCUUUGUCACCUCUCCAAUUAGUAUGACAAUGCCACCCCAUGGCAGUCUGCAAGGUUACCAAACCUAUGGCCAUUUUCCAAGCCGCGCUAUCAAGUCUGAGUACCCUGACCCUUACACUAGUUCACCAGAGUCAAUAAUGGGCUACUCAUACAUGGAUAACUAUCAAACAAGCUCACCAGCAAGUAUUCCGCAUCUGAUAUUGGAACUCUUGAAAUGUGAGUCAGAUGAGCCGCAGGUCCAAGCCAAGAUCAUGGCGUACCUGCAGCAAGAGCAAGCCAACAGAGGCAAACAUGAGAAGCUCAACACAUUUGGGCUUAUGUGUAAAAUGGCUGACCAAACCCUCUUCUCCAUUGUUGAGUGGGCUAGGAGUAGCAUCUUUUUUAGAGAACUUAAGGUUGAUGACCAAAUGAAGUUGCUUCAGAACUGCUGGAGCGAACUCUUAAUUCUAGAUCACAUUUACCGGCAAGUGGUGCAUGGGAAAGAAGGCUCCAUCCUCCUGGUUACCGGGCAACAAGCUGCUUGGAGAGCAAGGAGCCAUAGUACGGGAAGAGCAAACAAGAACACUACAGUCAGUCCCGUUCCUUAUGGAUAGACUCCUUCCCAUUGCAUGCUUGCUAAUGACUGGAGAACAUACUCCCAUGGAUGCACCACAGAUUCUCCUUGAGAAACAGGGAGUCACCAGACCAGCAGUAAAUACGCAGUCUCCGACUGCUGUUUUUGAAACUGGAACGAGUCUGAAAUCUGCACAUAAUGCCACUCUAUUGUCCUGAUCUCGUUCAGCUCUAGGCACAGCCAUCCUACACUGAAAGCCAGACUGCUUACAGGAGCAGGCACAGCUGCGCUGGCAGCACCUGCUCUCGCUGGGCUGCAUGGCACGCGUGCUUACAGAAAGCCCGUUGGUUGUUCAGGUAUCGCAGACACGCAAUUGCUAUGCCAGUAUGCUACUUGUAUGCCAUUUGUCCUUCAAAAGUAUUUACUUUUAAACAUAUCUAUUUAAAUUAUUUUCAUGGGUGAAAAUCAUUCAUUGAAGAACCUCUUUUAUUUAGAGGGACAACGCUGGGUGAGCUAAGCAGAAGGUUUAAAAUCCUUAGAAUUGCCAGAGCCACAAAUCUUAAAAUCACAGAAUAAUCCAGGCUGGAAGGGAUUUUAAGGAGUAUCUAGUUCAACUCCCUGCUCAAACCAGGUUUCUCAGGACUUAGAAAACCCCCAGGGUUGGCAAAUGCAAAACUUCCCUGUGCAGCCGUGCCCACUGCCUAACCAUCUUCAGGGGGAGAACAUUUUUUCUUCACUCUGCUCUAAAUCUCUCUUUUUUCCAACUUAGACCCGAUGCUGGUCACUCUUCUUGAGUCCUACUGCAAAGCACAGACCCUGGAGACCUUGCUGGUAAAGGCUGAGGCCGAGGCGGCACUGAGUGCCUUGUCUGAUCUGUGUUUGCUGCCACUAAAUCACUCGCUGAUCACAGCAAGUCUCACGGGUUCCUUGUUCAUCCCCUAACUACAAUUUGACAUCCCUUGCGAGUCUCAGCUCCAGCUGAACACUGGCUUUUUUAACACCAUCCCGGCGUGCCUGGACAGUGCUUCUAAGUGACUUGUCCUGAGCCAUUCCGGCUUCGGCUGCUGUCCCCUGCCUUUCAGCAUUCCAGCUCAGCCGUGAGUUACUUGUUCAGUCAAGCUGAUCCAGUACAACUGUUUCUUAUCCCAAGUGUCAGGAUGGACCACCCUGGCAGCAUCCACUCCGUCUGUUGUCAUUCUAAGACACAACACCAGUUCAAAUGUAUUUAUGAAAGGACAGUUACGACCAUGUCUGUCUCCUCUGUAUUAAGUGUAAAAUAAUUCUGGAAAGCCACACUUCUAGACCCAGACAUGAUGAGGUUUUGCUAUUGCACGAAGUGCUGCAUACCUCCUGGCUGCUGCUCUGAUCCUUUCAGUUCCUCCAGUAGAGACAGGAAAAUAACUGCCACCAUCUCAUAAUAAUUAAUUGAUUAAUUAAUGUGGAAAGCCCUCUGACACUUCUGAUGUUUUUAUUUACUGCUACCAGCAAAGCACUAUGAGCAAAAUUACAGUCAGUUGUCUGGUUUUCAAAGAUACUAACUUUAAACUGCGGACCUGAGCUAGACAGCCUACUUUAUUACCUGAGAGAUCAUGAUUAUUGUCACAAGUUAGCAAAUUUAAGACCUCAGAAGCCUCACUCCUUGCUUUCUUUAAUAUAUCCCUUCACAAAAGCUACACACAAACAGUCCUUUUACGAUCACAAUCAAGGGGGAAACUGUUGGGGGGAAAUUAUCACCACUUAAUUAGAACACACCUGCUUCCUCCACUUAGGCUGCACAGCCUCUGUUCCUCAGAUGCAAAAGUCAAACUUCAUCCAGCUCCCCAGGGCCAUACCACUGUCAGUUUCAUACUAGGUAUCUAAAAUGGGCUAGUAGUUAGAAGCACACUCAAUAAUUUUCAAACGCAUUGGCUCAAACCCCAUUACCUUAGGGCAUUCCUCUCACAUUUCCAUACAUCUGCAUUUCUCUCAAGCCAUUGGCUUAUGAGUUUUACCCAGUGUCAAUCUACUGUUCCCACUUUGAUGGGGAAAAGGUGCAGUCAGCAACAAACUUGUAAGCAUUGGCCCUUGCAGAAAAAAAAGACUGUGUUUUAUUUUAUUUUGUUAUUUAUUUGGUUGGAAUUUCAUAAAUGAAGCUCUUUUGUGUGUAUGUGUUUCAAGAAAGCACUUUUUUCAGAUCAUUACAAUUCCUCAGCAGUUCCUCAGAAACAAGUUCCUCCCUAUGCUGCGUACUUCAUUUUCUGCACUAAGUACUGCCCCUCAGCAGUAGCAAUUACCAUUUCAAAAGGAAAAAAAGUAGCACAAAUACAUUUUACAACUCUCCAAAUUUCAUAAUAGAAAAUAGCUAAGGAGUGAUUUGCAAUGUGGUGGUUAAUUGCAAAUCAUUGCCAAUAUGCUCUCCACAUGCCAAGUUUCAUAGGCUUGCCAUGUGGCAUGUAAUUUUAACAGACCAUUUCUAAUUAUAGAACUUCAAUUCCUCGAACCGGAGCACUUCCCUUUUCUAUCUUCUACACCAGCUAUACAUUGCCACCUUCCACGAUCCAGCACACACAUGGUAGAUACUAAAGCUCUAUACAGAAUAUCAUUGUUCAUGCAUUUUCAUGCUGCAGUCAACACGCAACACAUGAAUUGUAGCCUCUGCUGCCCAGACAUAAGCUGCUCAUUUUGUUCGUACUUCCUUGCCAAAUCCUCCCUCUGCUGAGUUUGGUCAAAGCCUUUCAGGUUAAAAAGGUGGUCCAAAAAUGUGCCUAAAUCUCAGAUUCCUUUUUUUGAGGUUGUUGAAACUACUGAUUUUGUUGAAGUCAUCACACAAGUACAUCUUUCCAUCUGGAUUUGUAUUCUAAAGUAUAGCACCAGAGAAGAGCAUGAGACAUAACCAAGAUCUUAACAGUGUUGUGUUUUGAAGCAAAUCAAAAUUGAGCUACAAUUUAGAUCAGAAUUUUGUGGGUCGAACCUCUCCCUAGAUGGGAUACUUUGUAGGUACCUUAUUGAAAGGUGGUGAUGUGUGGUGUGGGGAAUUUUCUGUGGUAAUGUUAUCUCUGUUAGACUUACCCACUUGCAAAGAAGGCUUCUACUGUCCCAAUGUAGCUGUAUGUGCUGAGGCCUUUGGAGACUCUAUUUGUCUAGGGAACAGACCUGCAAGUUCAAGGAAAAAUCACCUUGCCACUGGAAAGAUUCUCAAGAUGCAGCUGAACUUCCGAACUAUGGGCUACAGAUGGCUGUAUCACAAAGAAAGAUCACCAUUGCAGAAGAUCACUGUUGUACAAAACGUUACAAGAGUGUUAGAGGAAGGAGUGUCUCUGAAGGACAAGAUAAAAGAGCUGGCAGAAAAAAGCACAUAACAAAACAGGCUUUUUUGUUCAUCCUAAGAAAUGGCUAAAAAUACAUACACUAGUCAUAGAUAUAGAAAGUUAAUGGAUAUCUACUGGAAUGCUGUUACUUCUUAUGUUCUUGGAAAACAGUCUUUAUAUAUAUACUUUUUUUUCCCCCCUUAGAUUUGUGAUUGCAGUCAGUGAGGCUUCAUAGCUGUAGCUGGUAGAAAAAAGGUAUUGGCAUUUGAGGGCCAAAUCUAGAAGUCCUUACAGAGGCAAACACACACAGAAUUUGAUUCGAGGUGGAUACAAGUGAGGUCAAGCAUUCAUUAUUUUGCUGUUCAGUGUAGUAGUUUGUUUCCCUUGUAGCCAGGCUUGCACAGUCCCUCACUCCAGUGGUUUCUGCCUAAAGGAAAAGAAAACAAGGUUGUGCUAGUUGUUAAAAGUGCCUCAUGCCUUAAGCAGAUACUCUGCUAGCUGCUUUUUCAGGCUGAACUAGAUGUUCUCAGUUAACCUAGGUAAAACACAUCAAAAUUCAGUUAUAAUCAUGAAAUGCCCAGUUCAGGUUUGUCCAAAUACUCAUUAAACAGUUUGAGCCUUCCAAGUAGCUAUGGACACACCUGUGAACAAACUGAUCCCAAUUUACAUUUGCUUUGCUAUAUUGCCAUGAAACCAUCAUAGCACUAUGGUUUUAAGUCUAAAAUACAAGUUGCAGUAAAAAGUCAUGGAGACGGCACCCAACACUAAUCCUUGCAUGCCAGAAGUGUUCCGCUUCCCACAUACUAACUCUGUUGUGUUCAUAGGAAACACAUUUCUUUUGUAUUCUGUACACAUUGCUCCUGUAAAGAGAACGAAAGCUAUUUGCCUGGUGUCUGGCAGAGUUUCUUCAAGGCUGCUGAUCCUCCAUACAAGUCCCAUACUAGCAAACCAAUUUCUCUAUAUAAACUCAUGUAAAGUCCCAUAUUUGAUUUUAAGCCUGCCCAACAUGAGAGAAGUUGUUCAGAGACACAGCUCAAAGAAGAAAGCACUACCCCAGUCUGCCCAGCUGCCUAUUGGAGUAGUGAUGCUGACAGGAUUCAAAGUGAGCACAUCCAGUCUUCCAUUGGGAAAGAAUUUAAAAUAGUAGAGUAGAAAUUUGAGUAAGAUAAGAGCGUAAUAAGGGGAAAUGAACUUAAAUGGUUAAAAGCUCCUGAAGAAAGUCUGAGUUAGCACAGCCCUUGUGUUGUUACCUAAACUUUCACGAAAAAUUUCCAGUGAUGGUCUGUCUUCCGAUGAAGUUUAUAGAUAUUCAAUCCAAUAAAUGGAUCCUAUUGUACUCUAGGUUAGCUACAUUCUGCAUAUUACUUUAAAGUCUUCAUACUCAUAAUUUGAAGAGCCUAAUAGUCACCAUUACUAGAGUGGAAAAUUUAAUGCUACUAAUUAAAAUAGCUAUGUGCAUGAAGCUUAAAAAUACUUUUAUUGUUAUAUGGUUUAUAACCUAACUAUAUCCAAUAUAAAUGAAUCUAUAUAUGAUUAACUAUAGGGCAUAGACUUUUUCCAUUCUUGAUGUACUAAUUUUUCUGAAACUAAGUUAAACAAAGUAAAUGCAGUACUUUGGAGUGCUACUAUUUACAUAUUAUAGCUAAUUAGCAAGCACAAUAACAUAAUCCUAGGGGAAAGGUCCACUGGCAACUUAAUUAAUUAUCUUCUAUUAUUGUGUAUCCUGUUAAAACGACAAGCAUCUUACGCUGUGUAAGUCAUCACAAUUUUAAUUAGCAUACCCAAACCCAAUAUAAGCAUAACUGCUGGUUUUGUCUGUGCUGAGUCCUCCUCAAUUUUUGUACAUAGGCACCUCUUCAAAUCGUUUUUGCACAUUCAUUUGCUUAGAAAUGUAACACAGAUGCUGCUUUAAAUGUUUUUAAUGGAAAUACUAAUUAUAUGAGAAGUUAAAAAUUAGUUUUAUAACUACUGUAGCUGCCGCUGAAAUAUGUAUGUCAGGAAACGGUGGAAGAGUAAUUAUGGUUGUGAUACUAAGUUAACUUGUUUGCUAUAUACUGUGCUGAACGCAUCCUUCUAAGAAAAAGACUCAUCUACCCGCACACCCAUACACUAGAGCCAACUCGCAGGCUCUCAGCGGGAUCAGGACUCCCAGACCCCGGGCAGCCCAUUGCGCGCCACCCCCAGGCUUUCAGUGCAGUUCGUGCCAGGGCGGGAUGGGGGGGAGCAGCCCCCCCCGGCAGCAGUAGCUGGCGGUGCUGUCCAGGGUCGCACCGAGGAGAGGGACGGUCCCUUUGCUGCACCGUGGCACCCACUGGGCCCCUUGCCUUUGUGCCCCAAACACAGUGAUCUACUUCACUACAUGAAAUAUGACAUCAGUUUUUCACUAACUUGAACUACCUUAGUCUGCUAGAAUACUUGUCCAUUACACAGGUACCAUAUACAGCCGCAGCAGGGGCUUUAUUAUUGCACAAUUCCUGUUCUGGCUGAAAGGAAUGGCAUUCAGUGACGGCCAGUACCUGCUAACAGCCAUCAACAAGGAAAAUCACUCCGACCUUAUAUUCUGGAGACUGUUUCAAGCUUGCUGAAGCAUUGAAAAGGGAGGAUACAGUUCCACACCACAUUCCCACACGCCAUAUGACCCCACUAUCAUAUCCUGGAAAUCAAACAAUUUAAUUUCAGAAGGAAGGAACCUGAUUCCACCAUUAAAUGUUAGGCUCCGUUUUGUGGGUAUAGAGAGGAGUUUGAUACCAGAGGCCACCACCUGACUACACCAGAAAGUUUCUGUUUGAGCCCAGUUAAACCAGGGAUUUGGCUUCAAGAGUCAUUCAUUACCAUGAUAAAUCAUUUGCAAAACAAAAAGGCACAAGUACUCCCUGAGUUUCUGGCCUUCAGCCUCAGCGUUUGUUUAGCCCAGGGUAUAGUUCCAUGUUGUAAAAAACCUUUGUCUUUUGUUCUGCCUUGAAUAUCUCGCUAUGUUAAAUGAGACCUUCAUGUGAGAAAAAAAUCCGCAGAAUUAGUCACUUCCAUCUCUCUUACCAUUCUGUUUAUCAGUUGAGAAACUACUUGAUAGCUGAAUAUGUAAAUGCUGCUGAACUCCAAGUACUUAGUUAUGUUGUGUUGUUAUAAAGUAGUAUUUUCGUUAACAAGCAGUGCUGGCCUAGCUUGCUUUCAUUGACAGUGAAGGGAUUUGGACCUGUAAGUCAUUCUCAACUGUAUCAAGAAAAGGAUUUAGAAACAAUACACAGUAUUGCUAUGUCUUUCUGCAGCCCAAUUUAAGUUACGACCCUGUUACUAAUACUAUCAUCUUUUUUAUUUCUUCUCCUUUGCUGCUAGUGCCUCUGUGCUGCCCUGCCCUCUGGCAGAGCCUGCAGCAUCACCUGCCGAGCCCUUACCUCUGCAACACAGGGAGCAGGGAAGGCCAGCAGCAAGCUAGGUCGUAACUGUAAGAGUUUGCCUUGAGAAAUGCUGAGGAGAGAGGUAUGACACAAAUGCUGCUCGUCCAAAGGACUUAGGCACAUUCUUCUACUUGGGAUUCCCAGCUGGAAGCUCCCUCCUAGAGCUAAGCACCAAGCAAAUCCUUCUUCUCCAAACUAAGCCAGACGUUCCCCUCUUUCUGCCCAAUACUCAUGAUCAGAAGAUAUCCACAAAGAUGUGCCAGGUUUACCUCAAGAAACUUGGUAUCUCUCGCUUUCAGAAAGAUACUCCAGCUGCCUUAUUUACUUCAUGCACUCUUUAGGCUGGAGAUCCGACCCUGGAUUUCCCAUGCCUGAAGUACGGCUGCUGAAGAACUCCUGCCUUUGGCAUUUUUGCUGCCUUAGGUAGAUGAGAGCCAUGUAGUACAUAAAUGCAAGAAGAUCUAUAUCAUGAGCUGGACACACAGUUAUUUACCACUGACAGGACUUGGGCAGUCCUGGCCAUGCCCAGAGGCAGUUUGGCACCCAAAGGGCUGGUGGAAGGUGGAACUGUGAGGACCUGAGGCACUGAGUUAGGUGGCAGCAGAACAGAAGUUUUGAGUACCUAAUUUUAGAUUUAGGCACUUCAGUUAGCUAAUGGUCUACCACAGCACAGCCUGAAGUAUAGCAUACAUAGCAAUGCCCACACUAACCUUAAACGUGCCCAGUUUAAGCACCAGAGUGGCAAGAGCAGGCAGCAGCGUAAGUUAUAAGCCGUUCUGUCUGCAUUGCUUUUGCAUCGAGCUAAUCCAAUUAAGCCUCUGUCAUUACUUCUUCACCACUACUGUAUUCAUGAUGUAAGAUGGCACUGUGUACAGGUACACGAGGAAUUCACACUUCCAUUUGUCUGCAGCCAUAACUUCACACCUGUCAUUUCACUUCCAAAUGAGGUUAUGUGAAAGCUUUACCAAAGCUUCUGUUUUCAACAAUGCCAGUCAACAUACCACCUUCAACAUCAAAGUCAACUGUGGAAUGAUAUACUAUUAAUUGGGAAGCAAGAAUAAUUUAUUUCAGUUGUGGAUUUGAUUUUACCCAAGGAAAUUAAUGAUGCAAUAUAAAGUAAAUGCUACGACUUCAGUAUGCAAUUAAACAUUUUGCUCAAGAUCCAGGCUGUUUUAAACUUUUCCUUUUAAACACAUUUUUAAUUAUGAAUUGGAAAGAAAAUAAUUAAUACAUCUUUUAGUAUGAAUUUCUGCAUACAGGACCAAGCAAGCAAGACAGCAUACUCUUUAAUGUGACCACGUUUUCAGAAUAGACAUUAACUGAGGCUUUUUCAUGCACAGUUGAUUUUGUAUAAACUGAUUGACACCUUUGGGGGUCGUCUUUCCACUGACUCAUAAUUUUGCUCACUCUUUAAAAAAGCCUUCUGCACACCCAGUAUUCUCUAGUUAAAGCUGAAAAUUCAACUCAUCAUAUUUACACAAUAAAAAGAAAAUCCAUUCUGUGUUGUUUUUAAUUGCAAAUCCUACUCAAGGGACUAAUUCUCCUGCUUAAGACGCAGCCCUGUGCCUUCUACUAGAGAACCAACUGCAGUCAAUUAUGGUAAUGAAAUGUCAAUAAAUAUAAAAAUUUAAUACAGCCUGCUCUUGGUGAGUGGCAGAUGAGGACUUGCCUCCCAGACAAAUUUGCUGGUGCUGCAAAUAUUAAAUGCACCUGAAAGAGUAGCAGGUUGCCUGAGAGCUCUCCAGUAGAGGGAUGGUGGGAGAUCCAGGCAUCUACUGGGUUUUUCCAUUAUGGCAUAAUCACUGCGCUAAGGCCACUGCACUGAUAUUCUUGACAUUCAGACAUCUUAACUUCUUAUUAUGAAGUGAAUAGCAUAUUUCCCCCACAAACUGGAACCUCAGUGAGGGAUUUUGAGCUCCCCCCCUUAACAAUUACAAAAGGGAAAUUAAGAUGUGAAACUUGUUAUUUAUAUGUGACCAGUUUCUCAAUAUGAAGUAGUUGAAUCCUGUCACUAUAUUAAACUGCUCUUUAAGUAAAAAGUAUUUGAGGUAUGUUACUUAUAUUUUUUUCUUACUAUUUGUAUAAGUAUAUAUACUUAUAUAUAAAGAAAUAUGUAUGAGUAUGUAUACAAAGAGAGAGAAAUAACAGAUGAACUAGAAAGUAGUUUAUGAAAGAUGGUUUGGCUGGGAUUUCCAAAGACCAGAUGCUAGUUUUGUCACCAAUUUCUUUGGCCCUGAGUAAGCAAUUUAAGGCUACUACUUCAGUUUUCCCAGGUGUAAAAGCAAGCAGUGAAACCUACCUCACAGGAUACUUAACCAUAAUCCAUUUACUUAACUGAAACAUAACCACAGCUUUAAAUACUUUGCAGACUUGGAGCAGUGUUAUUCUUAAUAUCCAUACAAAAACUGUAACUUCAUUUUUCUUGUACAGUUUCCUUCAGUCAAUGCCUUGGAACCACUAAGAGUAUAUAUAAAUAAAAUGUUGUAUUAAAAGUCAGUAACCUAUUGAUUAUAUUAAGGUCAUCACCGGGAGAAGUUAUUUUUAGUUCCUUUCAAUCAUCUCUCUACCUUGUCUGGCGAAAAUUUUGUCAGAUUUAAAGUCUUUCAGUUUUUUUUCUUGCUUUACUGCUCUUCAUACUCAAGCAAAAUCAAUUCAGUAGUUUUAAAAUAAAAAAAACAUCCUUCAAAA